Petromyzon marinus (sea lamprey) is the source of this 4035-nucleotide messenger RNA. The record is from RefSeq and is a predicted model, not a curated record. Lineage: Eukaryota; Metazoa; Chordata; Hyperoartia; Petromyzontiformes; Petromyzontidae.
GUGGAGGGGGGUACCUCGUGGAUUUCAACUAAGGGAGCGUGUACACGAAAUCGAGACUGGCAGAUUCUUAGCCCGCUCCCUCUCUCCUCUAUGCGAUGAUGCUCCGAGUAUUUUUUUUUUUGCGCAGAGCAGCGCUCGUUAACUGCUGAUCGGAGAAGGCAGCCUCCCUCCUCCGUCCAUUCAUCCCUCGAGCGCCGUUUUGGUUUGCUUUUGUCCGACUGUCUGAACGCCCGGGCUAGCGAACUAGCUGGGCAGACACGGAGACACACACAGAGAGAGAGAUACAACACGCAAAUAUGCGCUACCGGGCGGCGAAUGCCUACCGAAAAGAUGGGGGGGAAGAGCAUCCGAUGGAUUCCACGGGCACGCCACAGCAGCCGCCCAAGGGAAACUACUUCCACGAUGGGAGGACAAAAAUUGAUUUUAUCUUGGUGUGGGAGGAGAAGGUGGGUGAGGCGAGGAAGCGAAGGGGGAGCCGGCGGUACCACGAGAUGGAGCGGCAGGACAUCGAGAAGCAGAUGGAGCGCGGCGGUGGCCAGGACAAGCAAGGACGGUGGCGUACCAAGUUCGUGAGCAACCUGGAGAAGUCGGGCUUACUCAUGGAGGAGGAGGUGACGGUGAGCGAAAGGAAGAACAUCCACUACAUGAAGCUGAGCGCCCCUUGGGACGUCCUCGUCUACUACGCCGAGGAGCUGUGCAUGCGUGCACCCCUGCAGGGAAGCCCAAACACGAUUGAGAAUUGGUCUGAGCGGUUGCUUGGGCGUCUGAAAAUCCCAAACAUUAUGCAAGAGGACAUCCCCAACCGCCCCCUGGGUUACUACACCUGCCAGUUCCGCAAGUCAAAGCUCAGCAGGUUCCUAGGGAGUGAGAAUCACGACACGUAUUUCACCAACACUCAGCGUCAACGCAUUAUGUACGAGAUCCUGGCGCGGACGGCCUAUGGCAAGCGCAAGAGAGCGGAAAUUGGCAUCGACCGACUGCUUAGCGAGGACGUCUACAGCGCAGCCUUCCCCCUGCACGAGGGCGUCUACGAGAAGCCAAACCAUGCCACGUCCCCCGAGCAGCUCAACCCACGCCAGAUCCUGUUCUUGUACUGGGCACGCUGGGGCUGCUGGUACAAGUACCAACCGCUGGACCACAUCCGAUCCUAUUUCGGCGAAAAGAUCGCCAUCUACUUCUCCUGGCUGGGCUUCUACACUGGCUGGCUGCUUCCCGCGGCCGUGGUGGGGACACUCGUCUUCCUCACCGGCCUCAUGUCCAUGAGCACCAACACUCCCGCGGAGGAGAUCUGCAGCAGUGGACACAAGUUCCUCAUGUGCCCGCUGUGCGACGCGUGCACCGUAUGGAAACUCUCCGACAUUUGCCCCAUGGCCAAGCUGGGCUACCUCUUUGACCACCCCGGCACGGUCUUCUUCAGCGUCUUCAUGUCCUUCUGGGCCGUCACCUUCCUCGAGUACUGGAAGAGAAAAAACGCCAUCCUCGCUCACCACUGGGACUGCAUGGACUUUGAAGAGGAGGAGGAGAGACCUCGGCCGGAGUUUGCGGCGAUGGCGCCGAGCAUGGAGCGGAAUCCCAUCACGGGAGUCAAGGAGCCAUACUUCCCCGAGCGAGACCGCCUCUCGCGCAUCAUCACGGGCACCAUGGUCAUCAUUCUCAUGCUGUCGGUGGUGAUGAUUUUCUUGGUCACGGUGAUUAUGUACCGUGGAAUCGUCAGUGUGGUCAUGUACAAGACGGGCAAUGCGGUGCUCAUGACCCAGGCAGCGAACAUCGCCAACAUCAGCAGCUCGAUGGUGAACCUGAUCCUCAUCCUGGUGAUGGGCCAAGUUUACUCGUCUCUCGCCGAGCAGCUCACCAAGUGGGAAAUGCACCGAACACAGACGCAGUAUGAGGAUGCCUUCACCUUCAAGGUUUUCGUCUUCCAAUUCGUCAACUUUUACUCCUCUCCGUUCUACGUGGCCUUCUUCAAGGGCCGGUUUGUGGGUUACCCUGGCCACUACAAGAAGCUGCUGGGCACCAGGAAUGAGGACUGCGGGCCUGGAGGAUGCCUCAUUGAGCUGGCGCAGCAGCUCAUCAUCAUUAUGGUGGGGAAGCAGGUGAUCAACAAUAUCCAGGAGUUCGUAUUCCCGAAGAUCAAGGCGUGGCUGCAGAAGCGCAAGCUGGCAGCGCUGCGCGGCUCGCACGUGGCGCCGGAGUCAAGCCGCUGGGAGGAGGACUACGAGCUCAUCCCGUGCGAGGGCCUCUUUGAGGAGUACCUCGAGAUGGUGCUGCAGUUUGGCUUCAUCACGAUCUUCGUGGCGGCGUUCCCCCUCGCGCCGCUCUUCGCGCUGCUCAACAACUGGGUCGAGCUGCGUCUGGACGCCCAGAAGUUUGUGUGCGAGUACCGGCGCCCGGUGGCCGAGAGGGCUCAGGACAUCGGGGUCUGGUUCAACAUCCUCGACGCCCUCGUGAACAUCUCCGUCAUCAUCAACGCUUUCCUCAUCGCGUUCACGUCCAACUUCUUGCCAAAGCUGCUCUACCAGUACACGUACGACAGGAACCUGCGAGGGUACAUCAACUUUACGCUGUCGUACGCUCCCGACGACUACGUUGUCAACAACUACACACACUGCAGGUACAAGGAUUAUCGAGACCAGGAUGGAAAGCACACCCUCUUUUACUGGAAGCUGCUCGCCAUACGCCUGGGGUUCAUCAUCGCGUUUGAGCAUGUAGUGUUCUUCAUCUCCCGCAUGAUCGACUGGCUGGUGCCCGAUGUUCCCGAGUCGCUGGAGAUCAAGAUGAAGAGGGAGCGUUACCUUGCCAAGCAGGCCCUGGCCGACAAUCAGGAGAAACUUCUGGUGGGGAGUUGAUGAUUCAAACCACACUAGCUCAGUCAUCUCGAAUUACUUAAUGGAUCACGACCCAGAUGACGACCAAUGAAACGGCCGGACGGUGCGUGAUGUUUUAAUUCGUUUUUGUCAAGGUCAAGUGAGAGGAAAACGGCGAGAUAAAAACAAAACAUGUUAUGGCAUCCGGCACAAAAGAAAUCUAAACUUUUAGUUUUACAAGUGAACAUCGCGAUGGUGUUAUAGAUCAUUCUCCGCGUGCCUGAAUGCCUAAUGCACCAAGAAGCAGGGCAGCAAUCAUUAGCCUUCUGGGAAAUGCUCUGCAUUCAUGAAUCGUGCUUAUAAUAUUUGUAUUUAUUUUACCCAGAUUGUGGUAUCGGCAUUCUGUCAUUAUACAAAAUAACCACUCGGAUCUCUCGCAGGAAAUUCAGAAACACACCCCCUGGUUUUAGAGAACGGCCAGCGGAGGUGGAUGUUAAACAACUACUUCUGAGAUGCUUCCAAGUCACCUCUGGUCCACAGGGGGCAGCAUUUCCCCCACCCACACUGGUGACUGGGCUGAGACUAUCCAUUCCUGUACAGACAGUCCUCGACUUACGAACGAGUUCCAUUCCUGACCCGUUCGUAAGUCGAGUUGUUCGUAAAUCAAGGACUGCCUUUACUGAAGGACCCGGUUUUAGUCGUCAGUGUUCCAGCAGUGGCCAAUACGUGGGUCGCGAUCCACCCGUGUGUCGCUAAAGAAUGUUGGUUGAUCUCAGGACAGAUCAGAACAAACCCUAACACGAGCAGCCAACAACCUCUCGUUACGGCUGACGGUCAAUAAAAAUCCCUAACUGAUAUUUCAUGAAUUCAAAAUGUAACAGCGUCUACCGCUAGAUGGCGAUAAGUAUCGUAUCAACCUGGAGCAAAUAUGAUAACAGUGAAAUGUUGAGCCACCUCUCCAUAUUAAUAUUUCAAAAAACGCAGCCUCCGAAUUCAAAGUGGCCCACACGUGCUACACUGCGGCAGGGCAGCAGAAAAGCAGUGCUUUGUACAAGAAACGUCAAAAAUCUCCCCUCGCCCCCUCCACUCCUUCCCGUCCCCUCCACUCCUUCCUGUCCCUCCCCUAGCCUCUCGUGAUCCCUAAGUACACAUUACCCCUUCUUUGGUUCUUUCGGUAAAGUCACGUAGAAUGAGAAUAAAAUAACACAAUAAAAUUCUCACGACGUUUCGG